AUGAUAGACGCUAGGGACUACACUACUAUAGAUUUUAUUAAAAGUUACGUCAUUAACGAACAGAAACCAACAUGCGUGAUAAUAAAUAAAUUAUGUUGGAGUUCACAGCAAAAAGUAAAAUUAGCAGUCGAAAUAUCAAAAGCCGGAUUCAGAUUGUCGGAAACACCAGUUCUAACAACGGAAUACCUGUAUCAUAAUUUACUAUUCCUUCUUGAUUUCGAUUGUGCUAAUGCCCCUGAAGUUGUUUAUGAUGCUAUUUCAAGGAAACUUUUCGCAUCACCAUUUCGUUGGUUAAUGCUAUCAAGCUCGUUAAAUGUGACAUCAUUUUCAUUAGUUUUGAAUAGUCCAAUAUUGCCAGACAGUGAUGUAGUGUUAGCAGAGAGAAUCAGAUAUGGUUUUAAAUUGACCGAAAUUCACAGGACGUCGCUCAGUGGUUUCAUGGUGUAUAAACCAAGAGGCUACUACGAUGGUACUAUGGUAGACAUCAGACCUCAUAGAGAAAUGUACCGGAGACGCAAGAACGUGAUGGGACACACUCUUACCAUGGCGAAUGUGAUACAAGACAGCAACACCACACAAUACCAUUUGCCAAGAGAGGACAGAUUGUGA
Messenger RNA from Diatraea saccharalis (sugarcane borer), 609 nucleotides. The record is from the annotation of a GenBank genome assembly. Lineage: Eukaryota; Metazoa; Arthropoda; Insecta; Lepidoptera; Crambidae.